This is a messenger RNA of Passer domesticus (house sparrow), 9801 nucleotides long. It is a transcript of the gene RIMS3, whose product is annotated as regulating synaptic membrane exocytosis 3. The transcript is spliced from 8 exons. Gene Ontology annotation, molecular function: transmembrane transporter binding; small GTPase binding. Gene Ontology annotation, cellular component: presynaptic membrane; cytoskeleton of presynaptic active zone. Gene Ontology annotation, biological process: regulation of membrane potential; calcium ion-regulated exocytosis of neurotransmitter; regulation of synaptic plasticity. The record is from RefSeq and is a predicted model, not a curated record. Bases 466 to 1515 code for a protein of 349 amino acids. Lineage: Eukaryota; Metazoa; Chordata; Aves; Passeriformes; Passeridae.
CAAGUUUCCAUAUUUAGUUCUUUCAGCUAUUCCUGUUCCUGAACCAGCUUUCCUGCCGGGACCUGCUGCAUCCCAGUUUUUCCCUCCAGGAAUUAUCCCACAUCCUCCCUGCACUGACGGAUGCUUGCACUCCCUGAGCCGAUCCCAAAUCUCUCCCCAGGCCCUAAUCCCUAAUUGGGAACGCCCCGUGCAGCCCGAGGUGCUGCCCAUGGGAUGGGGAGCUGGGAAUUGCGGGAUUUUAGGGAGGGACAGAGUUAAAGGCGGGGAAGGAGGCUUUGCUCCUGGCACGUGGCUCCAUGUCAGCCGGCAGAGGCAGCGCAGGGAGAGCGCCGGAGGAAUUCACGGCCGGAGGAAUUCACCGGGAGCAGGGAGACGCUGCCUAGAGGGAAAUCGGUGUUUGGAUCCCGGCAGCCAAGCUGAUCCCGGGCAGCAGAGCCGGUGCCGGUGCCGGCGGGCGCGCUGACCAUGUUCAACGGGGAUGCCAGCUCCUCAUCUGCCAGGAAUGUGGUGCGCAGCUCCAGCAUCAGCGGCGAGAUGUACAGCCUGGAGAAGAGCGCGCGCGGCAGCGCCGACUCCGUCUCCGUCACCGUCACCGCCAGCAAGAAGCGACGCUCCAGCCUGGGCGCCAAGAUGGUGGCGAUCGUGGGGCUGUCCCAGUGGAGCAAGAGCACCCUGCAGCUCAACCAGACCGGAUCCCCUGGGAAUUCACUGUGCAGAACUCCCUGGAAUGAUGGAAAACAGGAAAACAGGAAGGCAGGGAAGGGCUGGGGGCAGGAGCCGGAGCUGAUCCCGUCCCCAAUUCCAGAGGGGGGCCCCAAAAAGCUGCGCAGCACCAUCCGCAGGAGCACCGAGACCGGCAUCGCCGUGGAGAUGCGGACCAGGGUGACCCGGCAGGGCAGCCGGGAGUCCACGGACGGCAGCACCAACAGCAACAGCUCCGACGGCACGUUCAUCUUCCCCACCACGCGGCUGGGAGCAGAGAGCCAGUUCAGCGAUUUCCUCGACGGGCUGGGGCCGGGGCAGCUCGUGGGGCGGCAGACCCUGGCCACCCCCCCGAUGGGAGAUGUCCACGUGGGCAUGGCUGACCGCAACGGGCAGCUGGAGGUGGACGUGAUCCAGGCCAGGGGACUCAUCCCAAAGAUGGGCUCCAAGUGCAUCCCUGCCACCUAUGUGAAGGUUUACCUGCUGGAGAACGGCGUCUGCCUGGCCAAGAAGAAGACCAAGGUGGUGAAGAAAACCUGUGACCCCUCGUACCAGCAGCCCCUGCUCUUCGAGGAGAGUCCCCAGGGCAAAGUCCUGCAGGUGAUCGUCUGGGGCGAUUACGGGCGCAUGGACCACAAGUGCUUCAUGGGGAUGGCCCAGAUCAUCCUGGAGGAGCUGGAUCUCUCCAGCGCCGUCUCGGGCUGGUACAAACUCUUCCCAACCUCCUCCCUGGCCGACUCCAGCAUCGGACCCCUGACCCGCCGCCUCUCCCAGUCCUCCCUGGAGAGCUCCACCAGCCCCUCCUGCCCGUAGAGGCUGGGACUGGGAAGGAGACAUCCAAGGAGACCUUGCAGAACUGGUUGUGGAGAGAUGUAAAUAUCCUUUUUUUUUUCUUUUUUUUUUUUUUUUUAAUUUUCAAUCUCCUUCCCCCACAAAAAAUCUGCCCUGGACGCCCUCCCUGGGAAGGGAGAGGGAGCGAGGACCAGGUGUGAGGCAGGGGGGAAGGAGAGGUGAAAAUUCCCUCCAAGGGCUGCGACUGCCAACGACCCCAGACUGUUCCCAGACCUCGUCCUGGACGCUCCCAGUUCUCUCCCACCCCUGCUGGGAGCAGCCCAGGCUGGCUGAGGACGAGGUUCCUUUUUCCUGCCACUCCCUUUCCCUGCCUCCGUGGAAAAGGUGGCUUUCCAAGGGGAAAACCCCACCGAACUCAGAACAAAUCCAACUCAGCACUAUUUUUGUUUUCCAAGGAAUGUAGCAUCUUCUCUUAUGUAGCUUUGCCACGUGCUAACAACACACUCACUGCAAUACCCAAGAGAACUCCGGAUGGACCGGGAACACCUGCCAGUCUCAUCCCCUUUGGUCGCUUUCCCACCACUUUUGGUGGCCAUUUUCCUGCCUUUUUUUACAAUUUUUUUCCCCCCAAUUUUUUUUUUUUUUGGGUUUUCCCGGGAGCAUGUAGCCUGUGACCAUUGCCAAAGCAAGAGGGGACAGGGAAAGGGGCGCUGGCCUCCCCUCAGCAUCCCCUGGGCUUCUCCUCGUGUCCCGGCGCCGACCGCGCGCGCGUCCGGCCAGAACCGCGCCCAAAGGACAAACUCUGGGAAUGCCUGGUGGGAGAAGGCGACCCAACGGAGCGGGAACGCCGGGAUCCUGGAGGAUCAGCUGCCUCCCAGCCCCCUCCUUCGCAGCUGCAGGGCUGGGAUGCUCUCCUUGGAGCUGGGAUGCUCUCCUCGAGGUCUGGAAUGCUCUCCUUGGAGCCGAGAUAUCCUCCUCGAGGUCUGGAAUGCUCUCCUUGGAGCUGAGAUGUUCUCCUCGGUGUCUGGAAUGGCCUCCUUGGAGCUGGGAUGUCCUCCUUGGAGCUGAGAUGUCCUCCUUGAGGUCUGGCUGUCCCUCCUUGGGGUCUGGGAAGCCCUGCUCGGGGUUGGGAUGCUCUCCUCGAGGUCUGGAAUGCUCUCCUUGGGGUUGGGAUUCCCUCCUCAGGGGCUGGGAUACCCUUCUUGGGGUCUGGAAUAUCCUCCUUGGAGUAGGAUGCCGUGCUUAAAGGCUGGGAUUCCCUCCUCAGAGGUUGGGAUACCCUCCCUGAGGGCUGGGAUGACCUUCCCAAGAUCUUGGAUCCCCUCCUGGAGGCGCCCUCCUUGGAGCUGGGAUCUCCUCCUCCUCCAGACCAGGCUGUCCUCCUCAAGGUGUGGGAUUCCCUUCCCAGGCUCCAGCACGCUCCCCUCGAGGCCUGGGACAUCCUCCUUGGGGUUGGGACCUCCUUGUGGAGAGCUGCGAUGCCCUCCUGGAUACUUGAAUUCCAAGCAGGAGCAGAAUCCAACCCUGGUUCUCUCCAGGGGGACAUCUCAAGAGCAGCUCUGGAAUUCGGGGGGCAGACAAGGGAGCGGGAGUUCCUGAGCGGGAUGAGCGUUUUUGGGGUUUUUUUGUUCGUUUUGUUUGUUUUUCCAAGCAGCAUUUUGGUUCCCUCCGAGGGAUCCAGUUCUUGUAGCAAACCCGGGAAUUACGGAAGCUUUUUUUGAAGGUGCCUAUUGAAAUUUGCUGAAAUUACUCAGGGGAGACACCACUAGAAACUCUUGGUUUCUUCAUCCAAUAUUCCUAAAUCCAAUGACUGUCCUGAAGGAUCAGUUCCCAAGAGAGAAGGAACAAAAUCCCAACACACCAAAAGAUGAGGAGGCUGGAAGAGGACAAGAGGUUCACGGGGAAUUUCAUGGGGCUGGCUCUGACCUUCAGUCUUCACCACAAAGCACCCCACAGCACGGUUGGGGUUUUUAUAGGAUUAUUUCUUGGCAAAACACGGAAUUCCACGAUGCACAGAGCACAACAAACCCACCUGGGCUUCUCCUGGUGGCACCGGGAAUGAAGAACCAGCUCAGCCACAGCAGAACAAACCCAAACCUGAAGGAAAAGACUGUUGGGAUGAAGCUGUUCCCUCCACAAACCCAACCCCAAACCUGGGCGUCCAUAAAACCAAACUUGGGAGUCCUCAACCCCAGAUCUGGGGUCCACAAAUCCAAAUCUGGGGAAUCAUAUAUCCAGUCCCAGGGGUCCACAAACCCAAACCUGAGAGUUCACAAAUCCAGACCUUGGGGUCCACAACCCCAGUUCUGGGGUUGCAUAACCCCAAAUCUGGGGGCCCCAAAACCCAAACUUGGUGUUCCAUAACCUCAAAUCUGGGGUUCCACCAACCCAAAUCUGAAGGUCCACAACCCCACACUUGGGUGUUCACAAAUCCAGAUCUGGCCAAUCAUAAAUCCAAGCUUGAGGGUUCACAAAUCCAAACCUUGGGGUCCACAAGCCCAAAUCUGGGGUUCCACCAACCCAAACCUGGGGUUCCAUAACCCCAAAGUUCCACAACCCCAAAUCUUGGGGUCCACAAAUCCCCAAACUUGGGAGUCUACAGACCGGAUCUAUGGGUCUACAAACUCCAACUUUGGGGUCUACAAACCCACACAUGGGGUUCCACAACCCCAAAACCGUGGCCACCAGGACUCUGUGCUGUGGCCAAUUCACCUGGCAGUGCCACAGCUUUGGUGCCGUCGUGACGGGGACUCGGAGCUGCUGCCAUGACCUUGCCAACUCCAAACCACCCAGAAGGGAAUUGGCUGGAUCCCGCUGAGCUGGGGUGGGGAAAAGUUCAUCCUUUCCCCCCCGUGAAGGAUGAAAUCCUCCUCAGAGGAGAAGCGAUUCCUGGAUGGAGACCUCUGGGAAUGUGGGAUGCCCUGAACCUCGGGUGCUUUGGGGAAUGAACUCGGUGCCCUGAGCGCUGAGACAGGAACAAACAACGGCUUGGACUCGAUGUUCCCUCCUGAGCGCGGAAUCGCGGCAAACAGAAUUCCAUGAGGCUCAACCUGGCGGAGCCUCUGCCGGAUUUUUGACUCUCCAUGAGGGAAAGCAUCCCAAAAGGAAAAGCCUUCUGCUCCUCCAAGCUGCCGCUCUUCCCUCUGCCUUCACCAACUCGAUUGUGACGGGAAAACUCCAAAUCCGCGGCGGGAUUGUCCCGGGCACGGGGCAGGAGCGUGGGCAGAGCAGGGAGCUGAGCAGGGACGCUGUGCUCCCGGAGUGCUCCUGGCGUGGGCACAGCUUCCCACCCCCGCCGCAUUCCCGCAUUCCUCCGGCAGCGCUUCCCUGCUCCUGCCAGGAACAUCCCACGGCCGUGCCUGGUGAGAGCUGAGCGCGGCCACCACGCGCUCCCAGGGCCAGCACGAGCGUCCCUGGCUUUCUGCUGGAAAAAUCCCGGUGAAAUUCCACCUGGGAAUGAGGAAAACUCAAAGAUUUUCCACCUGGGAAUGAGGAAAACUCAAAAGAUUUUCCACCUGAGAAUGAGGAAAACUCAAAGGUUUUCCACCUGGGAAUGAGGAAAACUCAAAAGAUUUUCCACCUGGGAAUGAGGAAAACUCAAAGAUUUUCCACCUGGGAAUGAGGAAAACUCAAAGAUUUUCCACCUGGGAAUGAGGAAAACUCAAAAGAUUUUCCACCUGGGAAUGAGGAAAACUCAAAGAUUUUCCACCUGGGAAUGAGGAAAACUCAAAGAUUUUCCACCUGGGAAUGAGGAAAACCCAAAGAUUUCGGCUCGCGAGGAUGAGUUGGGGGUGACAAAGUGCAGCCCCUCCAUGGGUGGGGUUCCUCCUGCUCCUGGGGAAGGGGGAACACCAUGGAGUGGCACCAAAAUCCAGGAAAACAUUCCCUCCUUCCCUUCCAGUUCCCCAGGAGCUGCCACUCUCUUCCCAGCGGGAAUAACCCACCUUAAACUGGUGUGGGAAACCCAGACUGGGGGAGAAGCCAGGAUUGUGCCACGUUGGGGUUGCAACAUCAGCUUCUCAUUUCUCAACCCCCAGGACCUCGUGUCAGAUGUUUUCCUUCCUCAAACAACGAGAAAAACACAGCCAAGACACCCAAAAAUCCCAAACUGAGCCCCGUGCCAGCUCCUGAGGAAGGGAACUCCAUCCCAGGAUGAAUUCCUGCACUCCAAGGUUGGUUUUUUGUUGUUUUUCUGGGGGAAUAUUUUCUCACAAAGGGCAUUUUUUGACGUGCAUUUUGAUUUUGCAAAAUUCCCUGGAAGGAAUUUUGAGUUUGAUGGUUUUCUCUAUUUUCUGUCAAGAAAAGAAAUCCAAAUCACUGGAUUUGCCAGAGAUUUUUUUUUCCUAGAAAGAGGAAUUAAUAUGGAAUGACAUCAGUUUUGCAGCACAUUUCACACCCAGCCCCCAGCAGAGAGGAGCAGCCCCCACCUGACACUGCCAGAACUGAAAUCCAAACCCCCAGGAAUCACGAGGAUGGAUUUGACAAAAAAAAAAAAAACCUUGGAAUGAUGCUGGAACAUCCCCUGAAAGCUGACAAAAUUCACACAAAGCACAGAGAACACUCCAAGAUCCCAGGCCUGAGUUAUCCCUGGUUUUCCACCAGCCUGGAACGGGCCAGAUUUGCCAAAAUCCAGGGAAAACUUCCAAGAAAUUGGGAUCAGCCAGGAUGCAGCUGCUGGUUCAUCACCAUCGGGGCAUGCUGAAAACCCGGGAGAGGAGGCUUGGCUGGAGUUUUCCCAAAAUCCAGUGCAAUCCAGCACCAAUUCCCUGAACCUACUGCCACAGAGCACCAGAGAGGGGGAAAAAAAAUCCCCUCCACCUUUCCCAGCUGUGCCAACCUCUCCUCCAGGAGCUGCCAGCUCCUGGUGCCACACAGACCAGGAAUUCCUCAGGAAUGGGAUCAGGAUUCCCUUGGCUCCCUGGGAAUCUCUUCUGUUCACUGCCUGACACCACAACUUGGGAAAUCCAGCCUGGAUUCCACAAUUCCCACCUGGACUCACCAAGCCCAGCAGGGCAGGAAGGAUUUUUUUUUUCCUCACACAAAACAAUCCCUAAAAAACUGCACCAGGGAUGUUUUUCCAGGUGGAAAAUUUUUCUCCCAGUUGACUCAGCUGUUUCUUUCUGGAUGGAUGGGAAAUGCCUGGAUGUGGGAAGCUCUGGAUUGGUUUGGAAAAUACCAGAAUUGUGCAGAUCAAGGAGCAGUGGCCGGGCUGAACCCAACCUCAAUGAGUUUUUCCUCACGGAUGGGAAGAGCUCUCCCUGUUUUCCCUGGGGAUUUCGUGGCUGCAGGUGGAUCUGGAGAAUUCCCAGCAGGGUUUGAAUCCUGCUGUGCCAAGGGCAGCACGGCCUUUUCCAGUGGUUUUGCAGGAAAGCUGUUCCAACUGGAAGUCUUCCCUCUGCUGCACAGAUCCCAGGCUGGUUUGGGUGGGAAAGACAAAAAUCCAUCAAAUUCCAGCCCCUCAGAGGCUGCUCCAAGCCCCAUCCUGGGACACUUCCAUGGACAGGGCAGGAUUUCUUUUUUCACGGAGAAACCCCCUCCCAAUCCUUGCCUGGUUGGUUAAAGGUGUGAAAAUCACUUUUAGGAGUUGAAAAGCUGCAGGAAAGAGUUUUUAGGAGGAAAAAAAAAAAAAAAAAGCAUCCCAAAUAACAAGGUUGGAAUUUUGGGGGUGACUCCGUGACAGGGUGGGACAAUCCCGCUCACCUGAGGAAGAUUUUGGGUUUAAAAAGACACAGAAAAGUGUCCAAAAAUGUUGGUCUGGGUGGCUGAGGAACCUCCACGUUGUGGGACCCCCGAGCAUCCCUCAGGAACACCGGGAUGGGCUCCAGGAGAAUCCAGGAGAUCCCAGUGCUCCCCCAGGGCCUGGAGCUCCGGUUGUUGCUAUACCUCAUCCUUUCCUUUUCCUUGGAUCUUUCCCUUUUCCCACUUUUUCCAUUCGUUUAGGACCCAGAGCUUGUGCACUCGGCCACAUCCAGGUUUUAUUUGGUUUUUUUUUGGUUUGUUUUCCUGUAGAAUGAAAAGCAAUCCAUGAUUGGGGUGGGCAACUCCCAGCCCUGCUCCCUUUGGGAUUUGAGCCCAAGGCAAGGGAAUCCCGGGGUUGGAGGGAUGAUCCAGAGGGAUCCUGGGGCUGGAGGGAUGAUCCAGAGGGAUCCUGGGGCUGGAGGGAUGAUCCAGAGGGAUCCCGGGGCUGGAGGGGUGAUCCAGAGGGAUCCCGGGGCUGGAGGGAUGAUCCAGAGGGAUCCUGGGGCUGGAGGGAUGAUCCAGAGGGAUCCCUGUGCCCCUUUUCCAUCCUCCCUGUCCAGCAGCCCCUCCAGGGCUGCCCUGAGCCCCCAAACCCCUCCCAGGGGUGGGAGAGGGGCUCGACAAAAUCCAGCAGUGCUCCCACCCUUGGGAGGGCACAAUUCCCUCUCCAAAGCCCUUGGAGGGGCACAAAGCCCUUUCCAAAUCCCUUGGAAGGGCACAAAUCCUUUUCCAAAUCCCUUGAAAGGGCACGAAUCCCUCUCCAAAGCCCUUGGAGGAGCACAAAGCCCUUGGAGGGGCACAAUUCCCUCUCCAAAGCCCUUGGAGGGACACAAAGCCCUUGGAGGGGCACAAUUCCCUCUCCAAAGCCCUUGGAGGGACACAAAGCCUUUUCCAACGCCCUUGGAAGGGCACAGAUCCCUUUCCAAUAAAUUUGGAAGGGCUCAGAUCCCUCUCCAAAUCCCUCAGAGGGGCACAAAUCCCUUCCUAAACCCCUUGGAGGGGCACAAAUCCUUUUCCAAAUCCCUUCCUAAACCCCUUGGAGGGGCACAAAUCCUUUUCCAAAUCCCUUCCUAAACCCCUUGGAGGGGCACAAAUCCUUUCCCAAAGCUCCUGGGUGGACAAGGAGCCCCUGGAGCAGGCAGUGACCCUCCCUGGCAGGACAGGUUGGAUGCUGAUCCCAUUCCCUGCAGGAUCCCAGCUCCCUCUGGCUCCAAAGGGAAUUUUCUCCCACCACAGGAGAAUCCUGAAGGAAUUCCCAAUCCCGAGGGGGAGCCCCUGAAUGUUCAGAGCACUUUGAAGUCGGUGGCCUUGUUUUCUUAAAGGGCUUUGAUCUUUUCAUGAAAGGAGAGAAUCUUCCCAUCAUCAUCAUCAUCAUCAUCAUCAUCAUCAUCAUCAUCCUCCUCCUCCUCCCCAGCUCGGAAUUCAUCCCUGGAAUGUUCAGGAUGAUCCAGGACUCUGGAAUCUGUCAUUAAUCCCUUAAGUUUACACCUCAAAGUGAAAAACAAAGUUGGGAAUUUCUCCUGGAAUUCAGGUUGGCAGCAGCAGCAGGGAAAUAAAAGCAGAGGGAUUUUUAGGAGUGGGCAAAGUGAAGUUUGGGAAUGUUUAUCCCAUGCAAAAAUUCUGGAUUUCCAUUCCCAAUGGAGGGAUUUUAUCCAGAAUAAGGAAUCUUUCAACCCAGCUUCCCCCUAAAAAGGUUUGAGGGGGAAUGAGAGGGAAUUGUGGAAUGCCAGACUGGUUUGGGUCCAUUAAAAAUGAAAUAAAAGGGAAUUAAAGGGUGGGAAUGCUGAGGGAUUAAAGGCAAGGAGAUGCUCCCAGAGCUCUGCCAGAAAUUCCAAACCCUUGGAAGCUGAGGCUGAAAGGAGGGAUGGGGGGGAGAGUGCAAAACCCCACAAGGAUUUGAAAAUCCCUCACAUUUUCCAGCCUCAAAUCCCCAAACAUUUACAUGGAAAGGGAUCACCAGGAGAGGGGGGGAAGUGUCAGAGCUUAAUGAAGCACGAGUUAAUUGGCCCUAAAUGAGAAGGUGACAGCUGAGGGGGAAGGGAGAGCCGGGAGAAGACUUUCCUUGGAUAUUUUAGGAUUUUUGGGAGCUGGGAUGGGAGCAGUGACCCCACCCCCCCAAUUUGAGCUAAACUGGGUUUAAUGACAGAUUCCUCCCAUUCCACAACCCCACCCUCCCCAAAAAUCACCGGGAAGGGGGGACCUGGAGCAUCCCUGGAGCCCCAGUCCCACGUCCAAGAGAAGGGGAUGGGUUUGGGACGGCUACAGAAAAGUGGGAAUAUUUCAAAAAACGAGCAAAUGGAAUUUUCUACCUGUGUCCUGUCCCGUUUUCUAUGUGUGUGUGUGUGGUCCUUUCUUAAAUGUCAAACUCUUGUAUUUUUGUGGUUUCUAUCUGCGGGACUGACGGCUCUGAGGGCGCACGUUGUUUUGUAAAAUAUUCCUGACCUUCUCCUCCCCAAAAAAAUCAAAAAUAAAAAGGGAGGAAAAGCUGAAUUAUUCACCUUUUAAUUGGCUUUGCAUGUACAGUAUUGGGGCAGCAAGUGGAGAUGAUUAAAGCCAGCUUGAAAACUU